Striga hermonthica is the source of this 3081-nucleotide messenger RNA. The record is from the annotation of a GenBank genome assembly. Lineage: Eukaryota; Viridiplantae; Streptophyta; Magnoliopsida; Lamiales; Orobanchaceae.
AUGACGCCCUCUGCCAUCGAGUUCGCUUCCCCUUCACCUCUGCCAGGAACCGCCGCGUAUAGUGCUCUUGGUACUCGCCGAAACUUGUGCAUCUCGGGUGCCCUCGAAUCUCCUCACCUGAAAUCGUGGUUUUUGGUGCUCUCCUCGUCGGCGCGCACGACCUUCUCGUGGCCAAAAAAUUGGUGGCUCUCCUUCUUGCCGAGGAAGAUGACAGAAUUUUGGGAUCUUUCUGAGGAAUUCUUCCCAGAGAGAGAGAGAGAGAAGAGGGGUUUGAGAUCUGGCAUCCGAAUCUCCGAUCACCUCCACCACCGCCAACCACCACUCCCGCCGCUGUCAUCUCCACCUACAACCUCUUGGAACGGCCUCGAAUUGCUCAUCCGAACCUCAACCAUGUCCAUCAACAUGAAAACCUUGUCGCAGGCCUUCGCUAAAGCGUCGGCCGUCAUCGAGAAGACCGUGCAGAACACGGUGCAAGAAGUGACAGGUCUACCUAGGCCGAUGCAGGACUACGACAUAAACGAUCAGAUCGGCACCGCCGGCCCUGGCUUGGCCUGGAAAUUGUACUCAGCCAAGUCCCGCGACGGCCACCUGCCGGCCGCCUAUCCGACGGUCUGUGUUUGGGUGUUGGAUAAGAAAGCGCUGACGGAGGCGCGGCAGCGAGCGGGGCUGUCCAAAGCAGCUGAGGAUGCGUUCCUGGAUGUGAUUCGAGCUGAUGCGGCCCGGCUAGUGAGGCUGAGGCACCCCGGCGUGGUUCACGUGGUCCAGGCGCUCGAUGAAAGCAAGAAUGCCAUGGCUAUGGUCACUGAGCCGCUAUUUGCAUCAGCCGCAAAUGCGCUGGGGAAUGUGGAGAACAUUCCUAAGGUGCCUAAGGAGCUUAAGGGGAUGGAAAUGGGAUUGUUGGAGGUGAAGCAUGGCCUGCUCCAAAUUGCAGAGACAUUGGACUUCCUUCAUAAUAAUGCCCGCCUCAUCCAUAGAGCUUUAUCGCCUGAGACUGUGCUCAUUACUGCAAAUGGAGCUUGGAAGCUUGGUGGUUUUGGUUUUGCAAUUUCAACAGACCAGGCCAAUGAUUCUGCUAGCAUGCAGGCAUUCCAUUAUGCUGAAUACGAUGUAGAAGAUUCAAUCCUGCCCUUGCAGCCUUCUAUAAACUACACUGCUCCUGAAUUGGUUAGGAGUAAGACAUCUUCAGUUGGGUCUGCCUCUGAUAUUUUCAGCUUUGGGUGCCUUGCGUACCACUUGAUAGCUCGGAAGCCCUUAUUUGAUUGCCACAACAAUGUGAAAAUGUACACGAACAGUCUGACUUACCUAACCAGUGAAGCCUUCUCUGCUAUUCCGAGGGAUCUGGUUCAAGAUUUACAAAGAAUGUUAUCGACGAAUGAGACUUCAAGACCAUCAGCAACGGAUUUUACAGGUUCACCUUUCUUCCGCCAGGAUACUAGGUUGCGAGCACUUCGCUUUCUUGAUCACAUGCUUGAGAGAGAUAACAUGCAAAAAUCUGAGUUUCUGAAAGCACUUGCGGACAUGUGGAAAGAUUUCGACUCCCGUGUAUUGCGAUAUAAGGUUCUCCCCCCACUUUGUGCAGAGCUCCGAAAUAUUGUAAUGCAACCUAUGAUUCUGCCUAUGGUCCUCACUAUAGCUGAGUCGCAGGAUAAAAAUGAUUUUGAGCUAUCAACUCUACCAGCCCUUGUGCCUGUCUUCAAUUCAGCUGCAGGUGAGACAUUAUUGCUACUUGUGAAGCACGCAGAGCUUAUUAUAAACAAGGCUAGUCAAGAACACCUUGUUUUGCAUGUACUGCCCAUGCUUGUUCGAGCUUAUGAUGAUGCUGAUGCGCGCUUGCAAGAGGAAGUUCUCAAAAAAACCACACCGCUGGCAAAACAACUUGAUGUCCAGCUAGUCAAGCAAACUAUUUUGCCUCGAGUUCACGGCUUGGCACUUAAAACAACAGUUGCUGCAGUGAGAGUGAAUGCUCUCUUAUGCUUCAGUGACAUGGUUCACAUACUAGAUAAGACUGCCGUUUUAGAUGUCUUGCAAACUAUCCAAAGAUGUACCGCUGUAGACCAUUCAGCUCCAACUCUUAUGUGUACCCUUGGAGUUGCAAACUCAAUCUUGAAGCAGUACGGCAUUGAAUUUGUAGCGGAACAUGUCCUUCCACUAAUCACACCCCUCCUCAUCACCCAACAAUUAAAUGUCCAGCAGUUCGCAAAAUAUAUGGCUUUUGUCAAGGACGUGUUAAGAAAAAUAGAGGAAAAACGAGGCGUAACCUUGACGGACACUGGAUUCCCGGAAGCAAGACCAUCGCAUUCGGUUGACAAUCUUACAUCCUCCGGGCAGAUAAACAAAAAUGUCUCCACUGCCCCAUCUAUUACCAGGCGCGGUUCAUCAUGGGAUGAAGAUUGGGUACCUGCAAGGACAGCCCAUACAUCCAUCCAACCUAUGACCGCCACAUCAGCUUCUCAGCCCACAGUACAAAGUCAACCCGCUCAAGUCAACCCCUCUGGAUAUUCCACUCCCCUGCCCUCGUCUUGCCCGGCUGUUGAUGUGGAGUGGCCACCUCGAUCGUCGAGUGCCUCUACUCAAUUUGAAAAUCUGAACGCGAACAACAAGGACACGCCUGAUUCAAGCCUGGACGAUAUAGAUCCUUUCGCCAACUGGCCACCGAGGCCGAGUGGACCACCGAGUGUUUCCAACAAUGGUACAACAGCAUUAUCGAUCAACAAUUUUGGAACCAGCAUUAAUAGCACAAAUACCUCAAACGGUUUGGGCCAUCAAUCUGCAUCGUGGGCCUUUCACAAGACUCAAGGAAUUGGUUCUUCCUCGAGUGUCGGUAGUAAUAAUAUGGGCUCACAGAACUCUCUCGGGUAUAUGAAGCAAAGUAUCGGGUUUCCAUCUUCCAAUGAGAAGGUGGCGAGUUUGGAGUCGAUAUUUGCUUCUAACAAGAACGAGAGUAAUAUCGCGCCAAGGCUUGCCCCACCACCGGCGACUGCUGUUGGUAGAGUCGGGGGGCGGGGGAGGGGAAAUCGAGGGCAAAUGGGGCCCACUUCAGGAUCUCAAAAUGAGAAGCCACCUCUGUUGGACUUACUGUGA